Molecule: messenger RNA, 5533 nt
Organism: Ceratitis capitata (Mediterranean fruit fly)
Lineage: Eukaryota; Metazoa; Arthropoda; Insecta; Diptera; Tephritidae
Exons: 4
Coding region: 1367-3073 (568 amino acids)
Source: RefSeq, a predicted model, not a curated record
AUAUGGUUCGUUGUGUAUAUGUACAUUUGUAUGUAUGUAUAUACAUGCAUAAAAAUUUUCGAGUAUCGGUCAUAGGCUUUACCUUUUAAUAAAUACAUACAUAUGUACAUAUGUAAGCAUACUUGCGAUUUUCACAACCUAAUUCAUGUAUUCUGUUUUUGUUAUUGUUGAAUUAUUAUUGUUUUCCUGUAUUUUUAAUUAUUAUAGCACAACACCAGCCACAACUACUCAUCUGCAUUUAUGCUUUUCUCUUCGCCCUUCUUUCGAAUAGCAAUCAGUCAACGGCCACAAUGCUGGUUGGUUAGUCGCUUUCGUCUACGCUCGGUCGCUGCUCUCUCAACAAAUACAAUGUUCUACUAGAGUUGUUUUGUUAUGUUUCAUAUUAUUGUUGUUUCUCUUAAAAUUCCCCCGCACAUACACACACCUCAAGGAAACAUUGGUUUAUUUUCAUUCAUUUCUGUAAACAACACUUCGUCAUCCCUUGGCCGUUGUCUCUGGCGCUGCGUUGCGUCACUGUGAGAGCUGCGACGUUAGCAGUUGUUCAGAUACGCAACCGCAUUCCUCUUACGUCUCGUGCUUCUAUCGUUCAUUUUCCUUGUUUACUUACUGUAGAUUUGUACAUACAUUAUUUUGUUUUGCUCCGCGUGCGUUGGACUACGCUGUGCUGCCCCGCGCUACGCCGAAGUAAAACGAACUGAGCGCAGAACAACUCAGCAGUUGAGAAAUUUCAUUUCAUUGCAGAGCGUUUUAGUCGUUUAUCGAUUUCGCAAGGUUUAGAAGUGUUUUACAACAAUAAUUUACGGAAAAUAGUGUAUGGAUAGAAGAAAAACUUUUCGAAAAAAUACCAAAAACAGAAGUGAUACAGCAAUAAAUAUAUUAACUCGGUUGCUUAGAAAAAGGUUGUAAGAUCGGUGUACGUGUGCUUAGAGUUUCUUAGUGCUGCCAGUGUUGGAUAAUUCAUCAGAAAAUAUACUUAAGUAUCUAUUUAAUGAGUGCUAAUUUUCUACGUUGAAUAUUUGAAGGAAGGAUUCAUCACUAUGAAAGUAUUAAAAUAUUUAUAUUACAUAUGAGUAUUAACAGCUUGAUUUGCAGAGCCUUUUUCAGCUGCCAGCUAGAUCAGAAUAUGCACGCAUUUUGGUUUAACUAAACGAAAUGAAUCCAAAAAAUAAAUAUCAAAUGAUGGCUAGAAAAAUGAAGUCUUGCAUCUUCAAAAACAUUCCUUGACUAAAAAAUUUAUUGCGUACAACAGAUUUCGAGUGUUAGAUCAAUUAAGCGAUUUCAGAGAGACUAUCUUUAUAUUAUAAAAGCGCGAAAUAAAUCACCAACAUUCCCAAUCCCCGCCAGAACUUUUCAUUACACAUUGUUUAUGCAGCAGGCGCCAAUCAAUUUCAGCCCUGUCGCGCAGCCGCAAAUGCAAAUCGGCAUAAAAAUCAUGGAAUGGACCAAUGACGACGCUCUGGAACUGAUUGAACAAUAUCGAAUUCAUACGGAAUUAUGGAAUCGUGCCGAUCCCAAAUAUAAAGAUAAAUUAUGCCGCUUUCGAGCAUGGUCAGAGAUAGCGGAGCGUUUUGGAUGCAGCAAAGCUGAAGUAGAACGAAAAAUGAAUGUACUGCUCACGCAAUAUCGACGCGAAAAACAUAAAAUGCUUGUCAAACUAUACCAGGGAAUCCAUCCGAACCCGUCCAAGUGGUAUGCCUUCAAAAGAUUCGAUUUUAUGGAGGCGGGUGGCGGCGGUAGUAGCAGUGGUUCAUCCAGCAGGUCGGGCACAAAUGGUCAAGGAGUAGCAAGUACGACAGCAGUGACGGGCGCAACGAAUAUAAACGGCCUUGCUUCGUAUGAGGCCUCAACAACAGCUACACAGCUAACUUCAAGUGCGGGCAGUGUUGUUUCAGCAGCGACCGUCAAUGCCACGCCGAGCACUUCCCACCAUCGGCGGUUGAAGAAAGAGAUGAAGUACUUUGGUGCGAUGGGCAUAAGCCUACCGAUGCUUAUUGCCAAUAGUACAUCAUUAGAUACCUGGAAUACCGUUGGCCAAUAUUCCCCACCCAUAAGCAGUGAUCGACACCAGUUACGUGUUCCUUUACCUUUCUCUGGCCCGCACAGUGAAAUUAACGUAGCGAGUAGUGCAACACGCAGCCUUUUUGGUGGUAGUAGUAACAGCGAUAUGACCGCCAGCCCUCAAAAACCUAUGGAAACAUCUGAUGUUGAAGAGAAAGACGAAAUGUUGACGAAACAUGAACGCUCAACGCCGUCCAGUAUACACAACGUAAGUGGAAGUUGCGACGGCGAACCACAAGGUAAUGCAGCUGGGAAUGUUGUAAUGACAAGUAGAUGCAGCGGAAUUAUCGGACAUGUAACAGGUAUGACGGGGCCUAUUAUUGACACAAUCGAAGGUGGUUCUAGCCCUAUUCCAAAUACAAAUAACACAGAAGCACACGAGAAACGCCGCCGUACUACACGGGAUCACGAUGAUUUGGACAUAAAACGGGAAUUAGUGGAUUACUUUCAUCCGCCUCAACCCCCAGCACCGCCUGACUCUCAUCGAUCAUAUAGUUCCACAGAGGAGAAUCGACUUAGUGGUGUUGAUGCUGAUGAUUUUGCUCAAGACUUGCGCGUUAGCGCCGCUGCUGCUGCUGCCGCUAAGAGUUUAGACUUUAGUCAAUUUGUGUUACCGAGGAGUCUUCGCCACUCUACCGAAUCGAUUGACGAGAAAUUUGCUCCACUUAAUAUGCGGAAAUUUAAUUCUACUUCGACGUCGGCGACAACCGCUGGUCAAAUGCUAAUGAAUUCGUUAUUAUCUAAUGAAAGCUUAUCGGAGGAAACUAGCUCAAAUGGGCGCUUAAAAAACUCAUCCCAGGAGACAGCAUCUACAUCUGCAGCAGCUGCCGCAGCUGCAAUUUACGCUGAAAGCCUAAACAAAGACGACUGCGAUUUUAUAGGUUCCAAUGUUACGCUGAAACUUCGAUCGAUGGACCGUACCCAAAGAAUCAUAGCGGAGAAAUUGAUAAGCGAAGUACUUUUCUAUGGUCAAUUCAAUGAGCUUGAACGAAGCGCUCAUAUCCAACCUAAGUGAACGCUGCAGUCAGAGCUCAGUAAAGGUUUCUAAAUGCAACAAAGCACACACAAAUACAGAUAGAUGAGAAGUAUUUCAUGUAACUUUCCUAGUAUGAGCCAACAGUAGUAAUUUUCAAAUAAAACCAAAAUAAGAAAAAAGUGGCGGCUUUUGGCUUAAGACUCACUUAUUUCAAUACUCGAAUAAUUUGCAACAUAUGUAUAAAUGAAUUUUAAAAUCAUUAAUUUCAAUGUUAUUCUGUAAAGUACAAAGUCAAACAUAAUUUUUUAUACCCUUGCACUAAAUUCAUCUACUUUUUUACUUAAUAUCCCUAUAACUAAAUAUUCAAUAUUCACUCGAAACCAAUGCUGCAUCGUAACGAAGAAAUUGACGUUAAUAAAAAAAUGUCUAUCGUUUCGGUUGAAAUAUUAACGCAUAUGUUAAACAUUAAAAAUGAAGUGUGCUGUUGAAUCAUAGCAAGCAGCCAUUUUCAAAUUAACGCCAACGAGGAGUUUGUGUGGUUUCAACGUUAAAGAUUUAUUACGUUUUGAUGACAUGGUGCCAAAACGAAACCAUUUCAUUGUCAGCGAAACAAAAUGUUAUAGUUGCAUUUGUUGAGCAUCUCAGUUCUAAACUAUUCCUACAAUGAUAUUCUCAUAAACUUUUUCACAUUAGGGGAUUAAAUAAACCGGUACAUUUUGAGUUAAUGAAGCCAUCAACUUUAAAUUUAAAACCUAUUUUUCAAGGAUUUAGUGAAUUUUACUCAACCGAUAUUGAUUUCAGCAAGCAUUCAACACUAAAUGGUUGCUAAUAAAUUCAUUUUGAAACUUGUUUUAAUUUCCAUGAUGAGUAAAAAUUCGUUGAACAACAGCUUAAUAUUGGAAUAGCGUUCAAGCAUAUACAUAUAUAUGUAUGUGUGGGUAUGUGUACAAUGUUUAUAGGAAAUAGCUGUAAAAGUAAUACGCUUUAGUUAUCUAUUUAUGUAAAUAACUAUCCAGCAAACCGAAAACAAAUCAACUUUAAUUAUAGAAGUUUGAUAUAUUAUAAUAAAAUGUGUUUAUGACUUUGUAGUUAAAAGGACAAAAAGCAACCUUACUAAGCUUGAAUAAAAUGGUACCGCUGUGUCCAGAAUACUUCAAUAGCGCUAGCGCUUACAAUUACAUUGGAAAUGUAUAUACAUACAUAAAGAAUACCAAUAACUAAGCUAUACAUUUUCUAAAAGGAAUUUUUAUAAGCAAUUUUUGCAUAUAAGUACGGGUUUCCUAUUAUAUUUUGUUUUUAAAACCUUAAGGAAGCAAAGAAGACUAACCGUUAAAAAUUUCUAGUCAUUUAAACUUUCAACGAGAGUGUCAACCCAUUAGGCAGUUAAACGAAACUUUUUUUACUACAAAGUAUGUCGACAUUUGAAGUAAUAAAUCCGAGCAUUUAUGUACUCUCUACUAUAUUCACGUGAGAAUAUCCAGUUACAUUGAACACAGUCAACGAAAAGGAGCAGAAUCUAUUGAAAUGAAUUCAAAGAAUUAUGUACCUCGCUUAUUUGUCAGUCGUCUUUUAAUUAUACGAGUUUAUCUUUACCUUAAACAAAUAUUAUAUAUACAUGUAAUUAUAAUUAAGGAUACCACAAUGGUCAAAAAUUCAUAUACAUAUACACAAUUAAAAGAAUUGACUUUUUUGAUAAUUAUGGUUUUGUAUGUGCGUUUAUGUUUUUUUUUAAUAAGUAUAUAUUUUUUAGAGAAUAUACACUACGAUAAACAACUUUUACAAUAAAAUUGCAAAUAUUUCAAAGCCGGAGAUAUAAAACUAUAUACAGUCACAUACACGGUCAGACACAUGUAAAUUUGUAUAUACCAAACCGUAUGCUGGCGUUUAUGUGUGGCUAUAUUUUAGUGCUAUAAUACGUACAAAAAACUCAAGAAUAAACUAUUCGUAAAUGUAUGUAAUCGCGUGAACGUUGUUGUGCAUUUACAUAAUACAAAACUAGUGUUAUGAUCAAUAUACAUAUGUAUGUUACAAAAAGAAUAAGCUGUUUGCUGUGUACAAGAGAUAUUUAAAUUUAAAAUUGAUAAAUUGUGAACAUUUUCGGACAAAAUGAAUUAUCUGAUAUGCAUGUAUGUUGCUACGGAUGUUGUAGCAGAAAAGACGCUGAAUCCUUUGUUCCAUAUCCAUGAAUGUAGGUACAUAUGUAUAUUCGGAAUUCAUGAAUGAAAUGCAUAAAUGUCUACAAAUAUAUAUAAAUAUAUUUAUGUAUGUACGAGUAUAUCAAUUUUUGUGAAAUAAUUUUGCAUUGACGGUAAAGUAAGAGUAAAACUGUAAAAAUUGUAAAAAUUAAAAAACUAAUUAUAUUGUACCUUAUUUACAUUAAUACAUAAAUAUUAUUUGUAAGUUUUUAGAUUUAUUUGAAAUAUAUGUAAUACGUAAGUAUUAGUUAGAAAGAUUUUUAGAUAUAAAUAUUUAGGUUUUGCAAAACUUAUUAUAACUAAA